UCCGUGUUUGUGUGAUCAGGGAGGGUAGCACUAGCUCGCGCAGCUAGAAGAGCGGCUCUGUCUCCACAGUUUCAUUCAUACGGGAGAGUUACAAUAAGCAAAAGGCCAGCAGGGAAAAUGCCGAUUGAACUGAAACAUGUCUUUGCCAGUCUCCCUCAGAUGGAGAGGGGAGUUGCAAAGGUGAUUGGUGGCGAUCCCAAAGGAAACAACUUUCUCUACACCAAUGGAAAGUGUGUCAUCAUCAGGAAUAUUGAAAAUCCUGCUAUUGCCGACAUUUACACUGAGCAUCCUCAUCAAGUUACGGUCGCCAAGUACGCCCCCAGUGGAUUCUACAUUGCAUCUGGAGAUGUGUCAGGAAAAAUUCGUAUCUGGGACACCACCCAGAAGGAGCACCUCCUCAAGUACGAGUACACCCCUAUUUCAGGGAAGGUCAAGGACAUAGCAUGGACAGAGGACAGCAAGAGGAUUGCUGUUGUUGGCGAUGGACGAGAGAAGUUUGGAUCAGUGUUCCUAUGGGACUCUGGCUCAUCGGUGGGAGACCUUUCUGGACAUUCAAAGUUAAUCAACAGUGUAGACAUCAGACAGAAACGUCCAUACCGCCUUGCUCUUGCCAGUGAUGACACCAGUGCGUCCUUCUUUGAGGGACCCCCCUUCAAGUUCAAGUUCACAUUAAGGGACCACAGCCAGUUUGUGAACUGCGUUCGUUUCUCUCCAGACGGAAGCCGGUUCGUCACAGCUGGAGCUGAUGGUCAGAUAUUUGUUUACGAUGGAACAAGCGGUGAACAGGUUGGAUCACUGGGUGGAGAGAAGGCCCACAAAGGAGGAAUCUAUGCUGUCAGCUGGAGCCCUGACAGUUCCCAGCUGAUUUCUGCCUCGGGGGACAAGACGGUGAAGCUGUGGGACGUUGGUGCAGGUACGGCAGUCACCACCUUCAACCUGGGCUCUGAAGUUACCGACCAGCAGCUGGGCUGUUUGUGGCAGAAAAACCACAUCCUCAGCAUCUCCUUGUCAGGAUUCAUCAACUACCUGGACAAGAACAGUCCUGACCGGCCCAUACGCACCAUCAAGGGUCAUACAAAAUCCAUCCAGUGUUUGACAAUUCACAAAAGUGAAGGUCGAUCGUACAUCUACUCAGGGAGCCACGAUGGACACAUUAAUUAUUGGGAUGCAGAGACUGGGCAGAAUGACUGCUUCAAAGGGAAGGGCCACAGCAACCAGGUGAGCAAGAUGGUGACUGAUGAAGCCGGACAUCUGGUGUCAUGCAGCAUGGAUGACACACUACGCUUUACAAACCUCAACAAGAAAGAGUAUAGUGCCUCUGAUGUGGUAAAAAUGGAUUUCCAGCCUAAAAGUGUAUCUGUAGCUGCGAGAGGCCUCUCUCUGGCUGUGUGCAUCGGGCAGCUUGUUUUACUGAAAGACCAGAAGAAAGUUUUCACUUUGGACAAUCUUGGCUACGAAGCAGAGGUUGGAGUCCUCCACCCCAGUGGCACCACUGCUGCAGUUGGAGGAGCAGAUGGAAAGGUCCACCUGUACUCUACUCAGAGCAACACUCUGAAGGAGGAGGGUAAAUCUCUUGAGGUUAAAGGGCCCAUUACGGACAUGGCCUACUCUGAUGAUGGAGCCUAUCUGGCUGUCCUCGAUGAUAAGAAAGUGGCUACGGUUUACAAUGUGGCAGAUGGAUAUACGAUAAAGAAUGAGUUUUAUGGACAUCAUGCCAAACCAGUGACAUUGGCCUGGUCACCUGAUAAUGAGCACUUUGCCACGGGUGGGAUGGACAUGAUGGUGUAUGUCUGGACACUCGGCGAUCCUGACAAGAGGAUUAAACUUCCAGAUGCUCAUCGUUUGCACCACGCCAGCGGCUUGGCCUGGCUAGACGAGCACACUUUAGUUACCACCUCCCAUGACGCCAGCGUCAAGCAGUGGACGAUUACAUACUGAUCCACAGGCAAACCUUCACAUCUGCAGGGACAAGGACUACUGUAGGAUUCAAGCUUCUUUUUAUGUACUGUCAAACAUCUAAACACUGUUCUGUGCUUUCUGUAAACAUCUGAAGUGUAAAUGGUUAACCUUUGGAAUAACUUGCAACAGAUUGUCUGUUUUAAUGCAAUUCAUCUAAGAAACGAAAUGUUGAAAUGAACUUUGUAACCAUGAAACGUGAGCAAUGUAAUCAUUCCAUAGUUUUCCUUGUCGGUAGUUGGGAUCUGUGUUUCCUAACUUACAGGAGGAACCAAAAGCUUUUAAAUUUAAAUCAGGCAGAAUGUAUGGAAGAAAUGAAACCUCUUGGUUACAUUCCUUAAAUGGACAGUAACUGGUCCCAGCUGCAGCUGCGAGUCAUUAUUAUUAUUUUUUUGUGUAUAAGGUUAAAUGGGGAUGAGUGCAUGUUGCCGUUUUCUUUGGCCUAAAUUAACUACUUCCUGUUGGACUGGGGA
This is a messenger RNA of Nematolebias whitei (Rio pearlfish), 2429 nucleotides long. It is a transcript of the gene wdr1, whose product is annotated as WD repeat domain 1. Gene Ontology annotation, cellular component: cortical actin cytoskeleton. Bases 118 to 1938 code for a protein of 606 amino acids. The transcript has 15 exons. NCBI's taxonomy places the organism in Eukaryota, Metazoa, Chordata, Actinopteri, Cyprinodontiformes, Rivulidae. The record is from RefSeq and is a predicted model, not a curated record. Gene Ontology annotation, biological process: locomotion; sarcomere organization; positive regulation of actin filament depolymerization. Gene Ontology annotation, molecular function: actin filament binding.